Macrobrachium nipponense is the source of this 384-nucleotide messenger RNA. Its product is annotated as axoneme-associated protein mst101(1)-like. NCBI's taxonomy places the organism in Eukaryota, Metazoa, Arthropoda, Malacostraca, Decapoda, Palaemonidae. Bases 1 to 384 code for a protein of 127 amino acids. The record is from RefSeq and is a predicted model, not a curated record. The transcript has a single exon.
AUGGCCAGUAACACAGCGCUGGAGGAGGCUAAGAUCUUCACAGAAGCCAGAAGAGCCCUGGGGCUGGAGGGCGCAAAGCUGAUCAAUUGGGUGAAUGAUAAGCUGAAGGAAGCAGCCCAAGAGAGAGCAGCCGAACGGGAGAAAGAGAAGGAAGCACAAGAAAGAAGAGAAGCAGCUGAGAGGGAAGCACAUGAGAAGAGAGAAGCAGCAGAGAGGGAAGCACAAGAGAAAAGAGAAGCAGCUGAAAGAGAAUUCCAAGCAGCUGAAAGGAGAAAAGAAAGAGCACAUGAACUGGCUAUGGCAGUCCAGAGUGCCACUCUGGCACCACCGAGUCCCCGCGCCCCCUGCGCCCUCUCACCUCCAAAGCAUGGGCGGCCUCAUUAG